This is a messenger RNA of Heteronotia binoei (common prickly gecko), 1543 nucleotides long. RefSeq names its product CCAAT enhancer binding protein delta (gene CEBPD). NCBI's taxonomy places the organism in Eukaryota, Metazoa, Chordata, Lepidosauria, Squamata, Gekkonidae. Bases 12 to 974 code for a protein of 320 amino acids. Gene Ontology annotation, biological process: regulation of transcription by RNA polymerase II; DNA-templated transcription; regulation of cell differentiation. The record is from RefSeq and is a predicted model, not a curated record. Gene Ontology annotation, molecular function: DNA-binding transcription factor activity, RNA polymerase II-specific; RNA polymerase II cis-regulatory region sequence-specific DNA binding. The transcript has a single exon.
GAGCGCUUCCAAUGAGCGCCGCCGCCCUGGACAGCCUGGACUCGCUGUCGUGCUACCGGAGCUGGUCGCUGGAGCCCGCCAAUUUCUACGAGACGAAGGUGGGAGAAGGCGGCGGCGGGCUGAGUCCGUCGUGCAAGGCGGGCGGCAGCAUGAGCGCCGUGGCCGCGGAGGAGUCCGGCGGCAUGCCUUCGGGGCCGGGCAGCGGCAGCCGUGACCUGGCGGAACUCAGCGCCGCCGCGUCGGCCAUGUACGAGGACGAGAGCGCCAUCGAUUUCAGUUCCUACAUCGACUCCAUGGCGGCCGUGCCCAACCUGGAGCUGUGCAACGACGAGCUCUUCGCUGACCUCUUCAACAACAACCACAAGGGCGGGGGCGCCGCCGCCUACGGGGACUACCUGCCCGCCGCCCCUCAGCCGCAGCACUCGCACCAGGCGCCGUCGGGGAGCAGCGCCUUGGCCAGCCUGUUGCACGCCAGCGUCCCUCCCGGGCCGCUGCGAGGCGCCGUCAAGCAGGAGCCCGAGUGGGGGGACGAGGCGUCGGGGUCGUCCUCGCUGCUGCCCUCGCAGAUCGCCACCUGCGCCCAGACCAUCGUGAACCUGAGCGGGCAGCCCACGCCGCCCACCUCCCCCGAGCCUCCGGGCAGCGCCUCCCCGUCCAGCUACAGCAGCCGCUCCUCCGCCUCGUCGUCGCCGGGCGGCAAGGAGCGGCCGGGCAAGAAGUGCGUAGACAGGUUCAGUCCGGAGUACCGGCAGCGGCGGGAGCGCAACAACAUCGCCGUGCGCAAGAGCCGCGACAAGGCCAAGCGGCGCAACCAGGAGAUGCAGCAGAAGCUGGUGGAGCUGUCCGCCGAGAACGAGCGGCUCCACAAGAAGAUCGAACAGCUGACCCGGGACUUAAGCAGCCUCCGGCACUUCUUCAAGCAGCUGCCCAACGCUUCCUUCCUGCAGGCCUCCUCUGCCACAGACUGCCGGUAACUGGCUGCGCAGGGACUUUGGACUUCUUCCAGAAUACCUCAGAGUCAGAGAGCGCCGCAUAGAGCAGCGGGAGCUGCGCGGACGGGGAGUGGGGCGUGUGUGUGUUCGCGCGUGCAUGUGCGCGCGCCUCGGUGCGUCUAGGGCGAGGAGCCCCGCUGCGCGCCGAAAUUGCGCCCAAGGUGUGUGCAGAGGCGGUGACUCCGGGAAGCCCUGCCUGCUCGCCUCCCAAGGACAGAAAAAGCGAGCAGGGGAGGGUUAGAAAGGCGCGCGGAAUAAGCUGGCCUUUUUUGAACGAGUUAAGCCUGUGUCUUUAAACCACAAAACUUGCCAAAAAUAGUGAAAAAACGAAAAGCUAAAAUGUUGCCUCUUCUUCCUAAAUUAUUUUUGUAAUGAUAGGGGUGGGGGGUUUUUUUCUACAUCUUACUCAUAUUGAUGCAGCUACGGUACUUUGUAAGAAAUGAUUUUCAAACACUUUUUAUUGUAAACAGCGAGAGAAAAAAAAGACUGAGCUUGCUCAAAACUUUUAUAUCAAUUUUUACAUCGUUCCUGAAAAUAAAAAUUUGAAAUUA